CCAAGAUGGCGGCUCCUCUUCUCUCUCAGGAGGAAGAACAACGACACGAUGACGGUGCACACCAUGUGUCAUAACCCCGCCCUGCCACUAGAGGGCGUGGACCCCCGCCUGCUGCUCAACUUCACCUCCAGGGAGUGUCACAUGGUCCCCCAGCCGGCCGAGGGCGGGGCCAUGAUGGUCUGCGGUUGCCGGGGGGAACACGAGUGCAACGACAAACUCAUCUUCGACAAGGGAGCUCACGGGUUCUCCAAGCUGCAGAGUAAAGAUCUGAUCCCGGUGGUGGUGGUGAGUCUGGUGCCUCCGGUCCUGGUUGCCAUAGUCGCCACCGCCGCCUUCUACUUCUACCGGACGCACCGCCCGGACAAACCGGGCCCUCCUGCCCGCCCCGCCUGGCCCACCAAGCGCACCCCAGAGCUGUACCGGGCCUUCGACCUGCCAUGUGGCGGCCUGGGGGCUCGGGGGGAGGGCGGGGGUGGAGGCCAGACGGGGGAGCCACACCCCAAGGUGUCAUCGCCCAACAGCGACAUGCCGGACCGGCGGGGGACGCCGGCGGACCUGCUGCCCAUACAGCUGGAGGUCCUGGUGGGGAAGGGUCGCUUCGCUGAAGUGUGGAGGGCGCGCCUGCUGCAGGGCGUGGCGGGUGGAGUCAACAGCUACGAAACCGUGGCGGUGAAGGUGUUCCCGGCUGUGGAGUACGCCUCGUGGCGAAACGAGUGCUCCAUCUACGCCGACGCCAAGCUGGAGCACGACAACGUGGUUCGGUUCCUGGCGGCGGAGGAGAGGGGCCCCCCUGUCAGGGAGUACUGGCUAGUGCUGGCCUAUCACGGCCUCGGGAACCUGCAGGACUUCCUCACGGAAAACACACUCAGCUGGGAGGAACUGGUUGCCAUGGCAGCGAGCAUCGCCAGAGGGGUAGCUCAUCUCCAUAGCGACACAACGCCCAGCGGUGUACCGAAG
Molecule: messenger RNA, 957 nt
Organism: Etheostoma cragini (Arkansas darter)
Lineage: Eukaryota; Metazoa; Chordata; Actinopteri; Perciformes; Percidae
Product: TGF-beta receptor type-2-like
Exons: 2
Biological process (GO): transforming growth factor beta receptor signaling pathway; heart development; protein phosphorylation
Cellular component (GO): signaling receptor complex; plasma membrane
Molecular function (GO): type I transforming growth factor beta receptor binding; SMAD binding; transforming growth factor beta receptor activity, type II
Source: RefSeq, a predicted model, not a curated record